AUGGCCACCAUUUUAGAACGCGAGACACAGUGGGAAGAGGAACAAGCCUUCAUCGACAUCGUCAUCCUCCGGGCUGGGGACUGGCAGCCUCCAUUUGCCUGUGAUGUCGAUAAGCUUCACUUCACUCCAAGGAUCCAGAGACUCAAUGAACUAGAGGCUCAGACCCGUGUAAAACUGAAUUUCCUGGACCAGAUUGCAAAGUUUUGGGAACUUCAGGGAUGCACACUGAAAAUUCCACACGUGGAGAGGAAGAUCUUGGAUUUGUUUCAGCUUAAUAGACUAGUUGCAGAAGAAGGAGGAUUUGAUGUAGUUUGCAAAGAGAGAAAAUGGACCAAGAUAGCCACCAGAAUGGGAUUUGCUCCUGGCAAAGCAGUGGGUUCCCACAUCCGUGCACAUUACGAACGUAUUCUCUACCCUUACAACUUAUUCCAGUCUGGAGCUAGCUUACUGUGUUUGCAGAAGCCAGACCUCACCAGUGACACAAAGGACAAGGAGUAUAAGCCCCAUGAUAUUCCACAGAGACAGUCGGUGCAGCCAUCUGAAACUUGUCCACCUGCUCGUCGAGCAAAACGCCUGAGAGCAGAGUCCACUAAUAUCAAAACAGAAUCUGAACCUCCUGAAGUCCGAACUCAUAAUCUAAGACGUCGAAUGGGAUGUGCACCUCCAAAGUGUGAAAAUGAAAAGGAAAUUCAUAGCACAGUGAAACUUCCUGAGAAGAGAGAACACGCUGGGGAGCCAGAGAAAGACAAAUCCAAAGCUCGAUCUAAAAAACCCACUAAUGCUGUGGAUUUGUAUGUCUGUCUCCUGUGCGGCAGCGGCAAUGACGAGGACCGUCUCCUGUUGUGUGAUGGCUGUGAUGACAGUUACCAUACUUUUUGUUUAAUUCCACCCCUUCAUGAUGUUCCAAAAGGGGACUGGAGAUGUCCCCAGUGUCUGGCUCAGGAGUGUAAUAAACCUCAAGAAGCAUUUGGUUUUGAACAAGCAGCAAGAGACUACACGCUUCGCACGUUUGGAGAGAUGGCAGAUGCGUUCAAGUCGGACUAUUUCAACAUGCCAGUACACAUGGUCCCCACAGAAUUGGUUGAGAAAGAAUUUUGGCGACUUGUUAGUACUAUUGAAGAGGAUGUCACAGUGGAAUAUGGAGCUGAUAUUGCUUCAAAAGAGUUUGGCAGUGGCUUUCCAGUUAGAGAUGGGAAAUUCAAAGUUAGACCGGAAGAAGAGGAGUACCUGGAUAGUGGCUGGAAUUUGAACAACAUGCCUGUAAUGGAGCAGUCUGUUCUUGCUCACAUCACUGCAGACAUAUGUGGGAUGAAAUUACCCUGGCUAUAUGUAGGAAUGUGCUUUUCUUCAUUUUGUUGGCAUAUUGAAGACCACUGGAGCUAUUCAAUAAACUACCUGCAUUGGGGGGAGCCUAAAACGUGGUAUGGAGCCCCAGGGUAUGCAGCUGAACAGCUGGAGGAUGUAAUGAAGAAGCUUGCUCCAGAGCUAUUUGAAUCUCAGCCAGAUCUCUUGCACCAACUUGUCACCAUAAUGAACCCGAAUACUUUGAUGGCCCACGGAGUACCUGUUUAUCGAACCAAUCAGUGUGCCGGAGAAUUUGUCAUCACUUUUCCAAGAGCUUAUCACAGUGGUUUCAAUCAGGGUUUCAAUUUUGCUGAAGCUGUGAACUUCUGCACAGUUGACUGGUUACCCUUGGGUCGCCAGUGUGUGGAACAUUAUCGCCUGCUGCACCGUUACUGCGUGUUUUCUCACGAUGAGAUGAUUUGUAAAAUGGCUUCCAAAGCCGAUGUCCUCGAUGUUGUGGUAGCAUCUACUGUUCAGAAAGACAUGGCAAUUAUGAUUGAAGAUGAGAAGAUGUUGCGUGAGAGGGUUCAUAAGCUGGGAGUGACUGACUCGGAGCAAGUGGCUUUUGAGUUGUUUCCUGAUGAUGAGCGACAGUGUUUAAAGUGUAAAACCACUUGUUUCAUGUCUGCUGUUUAUUGCUCAUGUAAACCUGGGUUACUCGUAUGCCUGCAUCAUGUAGAAGAUCUCUGUUCCUGUCCCACCUACAAAUAUAAGUUGGGAUACCGAUAUAACCUGGAGGAUCUGUAUCCAAUGAUGAAUGCGCUGAAGCUACGAGCAGAAUCAUACAAUGAAUGGGCUUCCAAUGUUAAUGAAGCUUUGGAGGCAAAAAUUAACAAUAAAAGAAGUCUCGUCAGUUUUAAGGCUUUGAUAGAAGAAUCAGAAAUUAAAAAGUUUCCGGACAAUGAUCUACUGCGACACCUCAGACUAGUUACACAGGAUGCAGACAAAUGUGCUUCAGUGGCACAGCAGCUUCUUAAUGGCAAAAGACAAACCAGGUACCGCUCUGGAGGAGGAAAAUCUCAGAAUCAGCUGUCUGUGAAUGAGCUGCGGUUGUUCGUAAGGCAGCUCUAUGCUCUGCCCUGUGUCCUCAGUCAGACACCUUUACUGAAGGAUCUUCUUGAUCGUGUGGAAGCUUUUCAGCAACAUAGCCACAAACUCCUCUCUGAAGAAAUGCCUAGCGCUGCAGAACUCCAGGAGCUGUUAGAUGUCAGCUUUGACUUUGACGUGGAUCUUCCCCAACUCGCUGACCUGCGGACACGUCUGGAACAGGCACGCUGGCUAGAGGACGUGCAGCUGGCUUCGGCAGACCAAAACUCUCUUACUCUAGAUGAUAUGAGACGUCUUAUAGAUUCAGGUGUUGGAUUGGCUCCUUAUCCAGCAGUUGAGAAAGCAAUGGCUAAACUACAGGAACUCCUUACCGUAUCUGAACACUGGGAUGACAAAGCCAGAAAUCUGAUAAAGGCCAGACCACGGCAGUCACUGAGCAGUCUCGCAGCAGCGGUGAGAGAGAUAGAGGAGAUUCCAGCCUAUCUCCCAAAUGGUGCCGCACUCAAGGAUGCAGUGCAGAAGGCCAAAGAUUGGUUGCAAGAAGUGGAGGGAUUACAGGCUGGAGGACGUGUACCUGUUCUAGACACACUCGUGGAGCUUGUCACAAGAGGUCGAGCUAUUCCGGUGCACCUGGACUACCUACCAAGGCUUGAAUCCUUGGUGUCAGAAGUUAAAGCGUGGAAGGAAUGUGCAGCUAACACGUUUCUGUAUGAGAACUGCCCCUACUCUCUUCUGGAGGUGUUAUGUCCCCGAUGUGAUAUUGGAAUGUUGAAUCUUAAAAGAAAGCAGAAGAAAUUAAAGGAGCCAGUGCCAAGUGGAAAGAAGAAAAGCACCAAGCUAGAGACUCUGAGCGACCUGGAAAGAGCGCUCUCCGAGAGCAAAGACACUGCCUCGGCGAUGGCUACGCUUGGGGAAGCCCGAUUAAAGGAGAUGGAAGCACUGCGUUCUCUGCGAGCAGCAAAUGAAGUAAAGGUGCUGUCUAACGAAGAGGACGCAGAAAUGAAAGUCUGUCUAUGCCAGAAAGAGCCGGCUGCUCCAAUGAUCCAGUGUGAGCUCUGCAGAGGGUUCUUCCAUACCAGCUGUGUUUCAGUGCCCAGCACUUUGCAGGGACCUCGUGUGUGGCUCUGUCCACACUGUCAUCGAUCAGAAAAGCCACCUUUAGAAAAAAUCCUCCCCUUGCUGGCGUCCUUGCAGCGUAUUCGCGUACGGCUUCCCGAGGGGGAUGCUUUACGCUAUAUGAUAGAGAGGACUGUGAACUGGCAGCACAGAGCACAACAAAUGUUAUAUUCAGGGAAUCUAAAACUCAUACAAGACAAAGUUGGCUCAGGAUUACUGUACAACAGAUGGCAAGCCACAGCAAGCCAAUUGCCAGAGACAAAUAAGGUUUCCCAGACAAUUGGAGCUAUGUCAUUCUCCAUGCCUUGGGACUGGGAUAACAGGACCAUAUAUUUACAUUCUUCAUUUUCUACAGGACAACACUGCAUCCCCCUUCAUGUCAUUAGCACAGAGCUGGACGAGUUGAUGAUGGAAGCCCAGCUGCUACAGGUUUCUCUGCCCGAAAUACAGGAGCUGUACGAGAUCCUAUUCACAAAGCAAAGUCCUGCUUCCCAAACGGAGCAGAGGUCCUCAGCUGGCCCAGCAAAUGAAAAGAAUGAUUGCUGCCGAGGGAAAAAGGAUGGAAUCAGUUAUAUGGAGAGAAAACUGAAAAGGCGUUUUGAAAGAGAGAGCUUUUGCGAUGAGAAGAGAUCAAGGGUAAAACAAAUGAGAACACCAAAAAAGAAGAAACUGAAACUGAAUCAUUCAAAGGAUCUCUGCAAUAACAGACUGGAGAGAGAGCGGGAGCGUCUCUUGGAGGUGCAGCGCUCCAGUGAGAGCCACUUGUUUCCCUCAGAUGCAUCAUUCUCUGAGCAGGAGGACUCUGAGGAUGAAGAUGCCAUCUGCCCUGCUGUGAACUGUCUGCAGCCUGAGGGAGAUGAGGUGGAUUGGGUCCAGUGCGAUGGCAGCUGCAACCAGUGGUUCCACCAGGUGUGUGUGGGCAUCUCUCCGGAGAUGGCAGAGAAGGAAGACUACAUCUGCAUCAGCUGCACGGGGAAGGACUCUCAGUAUCGGAAGUAAAACUCCCCAUAAAACGUUCAGGACUCGAGUAAAGAAGGUUAUCAGAGUUUCUCCACAAAGCCACAGGGGCUGGUUUAAGAGCCAGACUGCAAAUGGUGCUACUUCUAUCCUCAUGGGAUCAUUUUCCAGAACUCAAAAUAAUUUUUGACACUUUUGUAUUUUCCCUUAAUCUGUUUGUGGUUGUUGAGGUUUGAAAUGCUGACUGUUUAGCAGGGGUUUCCACCAAUUUGGAAGGCAUUUGAAACAUGCACCUUUUAUUGUACAGCAUUAAAUUACCUCUCUGGGAUUUACCGGCAUAUUUAAUUCAGCUUGGUUUAGGUGAAGAAAAAAAAAAAAAACCUGCACCAUGAAUUUUCCAAUAAAUCCUCUUUUGAGGAAAUCCCUGUUUACUCUGUUAACUCUUUGGAGACUUUAGUUUUUUUCCACUUUGUUUUUUCGUAGACUAGAUUUAUUUAUCUGAGCAAUAACUUCUAUGUCUGGUUUCAGUGACUGGAAUGACAAUUCUGAACAGCGUGUUGCUUUUAGCAUUGGUUGAUGUACAGAAAGCAAAUGUUAGAUCCUAGUGUCACUGAUGGCCUGGUGAUGUAGAAGACAGAAAAAGCUCUGUAAAGUAAUUGCCACAGCUGUAUUUUGGCUUUCUCCUUUUUUGGGUAGCUUGUAUCAAAUGUUGCAGUUUAUAUUGUGGAAUAAACCCCUGGUUAUGUUAUAAAAUUAAAUGUUGGUGUUUUUAGAGAGCU
Molecule: messenger RNA, 5243 nt
Organism: Tinamus guttatus (white-throated tinamou)
Lineage: Eukaryota; Metazoa; Chordata; Aves; Tinamiformes; Tinamidae
Source: RefSeq, a predicted model, not a curated record